AUGAAGUUCUCUAUUAUCACCUCCCUCUUCCUCGCCAACGCUGGCCUCUCCCUCGCCGCCCCAGCUGACGCCACAGCCAAGGAGCCAAGCAAGGUCCUUCUCAAAGCCACAGCCAUUGAAUCCACAACAGGUGACAAUGGCAUCACAACCCCCCUCCCCAUCCAGCCCGGCAUGGUGAAGGACUGCGACCGCUUCUACCUCGUCCAAAAGAAUGAAGUGUGUCUUGCAAUCACCAACGAAUUCGGCAUCAGCUUUGAGCAGUUCAAGAAAUGGAACCCCACUGUCGGCGACCAAUGCGAAUACAUGUGGGCAGAUGCCUACGUCUGUACCCACACCGUCGGGUACACUCCUCCCAAGACUGUGAGGUGCUACGGAAGCAGCAUUGUUCACCCUUGGGGUGCUGACAAGGCUGACGCCCUUGCUGCCGCAAACGAAUGGUGCUACCGUGGUGGCGGCGGCGGCGUCUACGAUAGGUACGAGAAGAGAGAAACAUGUGUCAAUGCGCCCUCUGGAAAGGGAAGUUUCACCUUUAUGGUCAAGACCACUACUCCGGGAGUUGGUACUGGUCUUACUGGUGGACGAUGCCGAGAUUUGCUCAACCUUGGCAUCAACGGGUGCACCUCGGGAUCUGAUGGAAACAAUGGGUUCUGGAUGUUUGAGGCUGCCUUCAUGACUUAUAAGUGCGAUGAGUGA
Molecule: messenger RNA, 693 nt
Organism: Fusarium coffeatum
Lineage: Eukaryota; Fungi; Ascomycota; Sordariomycetes; Hypocreales; Nectriaceae
Exons: 2
Coding region: 1-693 (230 amino acids)
Source: RefSeq, a predicted model, not a curated record